UCCAACUUCCAUAUUUCUUGCCACGACAACCGCAAAUAUGGCAGUUUCACAGGAGAAAAUAUCAGUGCACUCACUUGCAGACCUCAAGAACACCUCCGACGAUGCCAUCCCCGCUUACUUGAACUCCCUCUCCUUCAAACAAUCACACACCCUAACCGACACACGCCUCGCACUGGGGUAUUCCGCCUUCUUCAUCUGCGCCGCAACCUUCUACUGGGACUACAAACUCGGCUUCGACUCUACAAAGUACUACACCGCCAUCGCAGUCGCCAUCUACACAGUCCUAAAUGGCGUCCUCACAUUCUGGAUCUGGGGCGUUGAAAAAGGCACCAUUUACAUUGGCACGAGUUCGGCUGGUGACAAGAUCCAAAUAGCAUCUAAGACAGAAAAGCAUGUCCCAAUCUACAAUUUGACAGUUACGGUUUGGAAGAAGGGGGACAAAGAGGGGAAGGUAGUGGGGAUCAAGAAGCCAUUCACGCAAUGGUUUGACAAGAAGGGUGGAUUUGUGGUUCUGCCAUUUCAGCAAAUGAUUGCGAGUGCGGUAGACGUGGUGGGCAAGAUGGAUCCAGGGAAGGUGGUAAAGAAGGAGAAGAAGGUCGCGAGUGUGGAGGAUGCAGACAAGAGUAUGGAUGAUAAGUGGGCGAGCUUGUUGGCGGAGAGUUCGAGUGUCAGUGUAGGUGCAGAGGAGACGACGACGCCGAAGUCCUCUAAGAAAAGGAGCAAGAAGGCUGCGUAGGGUAAGGGAUGGAGUGGAUGUGUAUGAACUGCAGAAGACCUCUAUCUCUUUCGGCAUUUGGAAGGGAAUAUCAAGGGUCGAAAAAGGAAAGCAUUUCUGGAGGCGUUUGGACUGCCAUUUCCAUGUGAAGGUUUUGAUCAAAUACCCAACUUAGGCAUAUACUUCUCUGCCAUUUACAGGUAUGCACUACUGCAAUUUUUAUCGAUAAGAUUGAUGUACGUGAACAACGAAGUGCGUUUUAGACAUUGAAAUUAUUAGAAUAUCCAGAUCAGCUACAGGACAUCCGGCACAGUCAUUGUCCCUCCCAAAGCUCAGGCAUUAAAAGCUCUAUGUCCUCAAUCGUAUUUAGACAUUGUACAACUCUCCUUGUUUGAUUCUCUGAUGAAUAUCCACUACGGAUUGUUUUGACUGUCGGCAACGUUAUCUCGCAUAUG
Messenger RNA from Cadophora gregata, 1170 nucleotides. RefSeq lists its product as uncharacterized. Gene Ontology annotation, biological process: protein targeting to ER. The record is from RefSeq and is a predicted model, not a curated record. Lineage: Eukaryota; Fungi; Ascomycota; Leotiomycetes; Helotiales; Ploettnerulaceae. The transcript has 2 exons. Gene Ontology annotation, cellular component: membrane; signal peptidase complex. The coding region runs from base 38 to 736 and encodes 232 amino acids.